Molecule: messenger RNA, 4369 nt
Organism: Mus musculus (house mouse)
Lineage: Eukaryota; Metazoa; Chordata; Mammalia; Rodentia; Muridae
Gene: Yju2b
Product: YJU2 splicing factor homolog B
Exons: 10
Coding region: 3026-4183 (385 amino acids)
Biological process (GO): mRNA splicing, via spliceosome; response to virus
Cellular component (GO): nucleus
Source: RefSeq, a predicted model, not a curated record
GUAGGUACGGGGUGAGGACCGGUCCGCGACGGCAACGGGGGUGGCAGGUCCUCAAUCCCACCACUGCGUCCUGGCACGGGAGAUGCUGUAUCUGCGGACGCGAGCGGGUUCCCAGGGCCCAGCCUCCGUUUUAGGCCAAUGGCACCUCUAGGCGUCUUCAUGCUGAAGAUGAGCCCUCCUAGCCUGAAUUGAAACAUAGUGCUUGGGAACAGUAGCUUGGGGGCCGGCAAGGUGGCUUAGCUGGUAGUGGCGCUUGUGGCCAAACCUGACAACAUGAGAGUUCGACCCCUGAGCAUGUUGAAAGAAUCGAUUCUUGUAGGCUGUUCUCUGAUCUACAUUCUCACUUCGUUGCACACUCUGCCAACACACGCAGAACAAAUAAAUGUAAUUUGUAAGGGGCUGGCGAGGUGGCUCCGCGGUUAAGAACUUGACCUGCUCUCUAGCAGAGGACCAGGGUUCAGUUCCCAGAGCUCACAGCUGCCUGUAUCUCCAGAGAAUCCAACCCUCUACCCUUUCCGGUCACCUGAACUCACUUCUGCACACACAUACACAUAACAAAAAUAUUUUUUAUAGUUGUUAGUAAGUAGGAGAAAUUUGAAAUUGUCACUUUUCUUUGUCCCAUGCCUGUUCUUCUCAAUACUUAACACCUGUCAUGACUCCCAAAGGCAGUCUCAGCGGCUGAAUCCUUUAGAAAACUUUUUUUUUUCCCCAAAUGGAGAAACUGGGAUCCAGGUAGCCCCUGGCCCAGAGUCAGGCAGCUAGGAAGCAGCAGAGAGGAGAUUGAUGCCCAAGCUGUGGUCUGCUGUGGCAUUUGAGGUCAGGAAUGACCCUUGGCACAGAAGAGCCCCUGUGCAUCCACCUGAGCAGACUGGGUGUAAUCUGGCUGUGAUACUACCUGUGGUGAUUAGCCAUUUAAGACUUCAGAAGCUGAGGCUGGAAGAUCUGGAGUACUAGGCCAGCCGGGAUUACACAGAAAGGCAUGUCUCCAAAACAAACAUGUUCAACAUUGUAAAGCAGACCCCAAGCACAUAGCACUUCAAGCUGGGUGUCCACACUACCAGCCCAUACACUUUUUCAUUAUAGCAAACCCCAGAGUCACUCCCGCUCCCAUUUCCCUCUGUUUUUAAUUUUUGUUUGUUUUGAUUUUGCUUUUUGAGACAGGGUCUUCCUGUCUGGUUCUGGCUAGCUUGGAACUUGGCUUUGUGGACCAUACUGGUCUCGAACUCAGUGUGUACCCUCCUGGUUCCACACACACACACACACCCCGAAUGCUGGGAUUAAAGGCAUACACCAUCACUCCCUGGUCUGUAUUCUCUUCUGACAGGCGAUGAGCAGGCACUCCACAACAGUCAGACCCAGGUCCGCAGCUGGUAAAGAAUGGAGCUUGAAUUUAAACUCAGGUAGCUGUGCCUCGCAAACCUGGCUGGGCAUUGAAGUACUUGGCCACCAAAGGUAUCUGGGUCAGGACGUGUGAUGAUGACUCAGUAGGUGAAGACACUGACACCAAGCCUGGCUAUCUGAGUUCCAUCCCCCAUGUGGGGGAAGGAGAGAGUUAACUCCUCCUCUGACCUGCACACAAUGGCACAGUCACACCUGGACACACACACACACACAAUGUUUUGUUUUAAUUUAGGGGUGGAGAGAUGGCUCAGUAGUUAAGAGCACAUACUGCUUUUCUGGAAUAUCUGAGUUCAGUUCCCAGUCCCCAUGUCAGGUGACUCAACGGCUGCCUGUAAUUCCAGCUCCAGGGAGUCUAAUGUCCUCUCCUAGACUCUCUGGGCACAAGCACACACUAUUUAAAAAUAAAUUUCUCUUUUAAAAACCUUACCCCUGGAGGUGGUGAUGCACACCUUUAAUCCCAGUGCUUAGGAGGCAGAAGCAGGUGGAUCACAGAGCGAGUUCCAGGGCUAAGGCUACACAGAAAAACCUUGUCUCAAAAAAAAAAAAAAAAACAGAUACAAACAAAAAUAAAAAAUCCUCAAGACAGCUGAGAAGAGUGGAGAAAAUCCUAAAUAAAUGCAGUUUCUGAAUUCUGGCACUUCAGUUUGCAUUUGAAGCUUUGCCCCACACAAACAAAUGCCCUGCCAACAUCAGCCUCUGAUGCUCUGUGAGUCCUCCGGGAUCACUAAAUGAAGAAAGAGAAAAGGAAUAAAGGCCAUGGUUACUCCUAAGUGAAGCAGAAAGUUGAUUGUAGAUAAAAGGGAGAGCAGGGGCAGAGACAUCUGGGGAGCCCAGAGUGCCAACGUGUCCAGAUUGAGCCAGACCAUAUGGGAGAGAGGAGAAGGUGCAGCACCCAGGUGGGCAGACAUACAAAAAGGAGUGGGUAACUCAAAUGUCUGGGUUUUAUAUAUAUAUAGAGAGAGAGCCUUUGUGGGGGAGCAGCCUAGCCUCUGGGCUGCAAAGUUUAGGGUAGGGGAUAAGAUAUGUCAGCCAUACCCCUUAAUGUGUAGGGACAGAGUCUAAGGGGUACUGGAAGGACCAGGUGACCAGGUCUGAUUUGAUAUGUUAACUAGGUGCCUCAGCCAUUUGUCCUGGGUUUGAAAUUUACCACAGCAGUGAGAUGUGGCAUGACUGAAGCUACCACAGUACAGUACAUCUAGGGCAUGGGCUAUAGCUUAGUGCUAGGGCCCCUGCCUAGAAUCCUCCAGUGAGGGCUGGGGAAGUGGGACUCAGUGGGAGAGCACUGUCUUAGCCUUUGGAGGCUCCGAGUCCGUCUCAAUAAUUCAGGAGCAGUCUGUUUGCCUGGUCUCUGCAGACAGCCAGGAACUCAACUUGGCUAGAGGAGAAGGGCUCUCCUUGGACAUUCCUGUACUCUUUGUAGGCUCCGCAUCAGGUUGCAACUCAGAAGUAUUGUGAACUUCAAGAAAUAGGAAGAUCCAAGUGACACAGCCACACCUCUACAGAACAGCCGUGUGCGGCCUCUGAGGCUCCACAGGAGGGCACGUCUCACUGCAUCUUCAUGCGUUGACCAGGCCAAUUUCAUAGUUGCAGCCUUGCUAGUGAGGACCUAUAGGCAGCUCCCAAGAUGGGUGAAAGGAAAGGCCAGAACAAGUACUACCCCCCAGACUUCAACCCCGAAAAGCAUGGCUCUCUCAACCGAUACCACAACAGCCACCCACUUCGAGAACGGGCUCGGAAGCUCUCACAAGGCAUCCUUGUUAUCCGAUUUGAAAUGCCAUACAACAUCUGGUGUGACGGCUGUAAGAACCACAUCGGCAUGGGUGUGCGCUACAAUGCAGAAAAGAAGAAGGUUGGCAACUAUUACACGACUCCAAUCUACAGGUUCAGGAUGAAAUGCCACCUCUGUGUCAACUACAUCGAGAUGCAAACAGACCCUGCCAACUGUGACUAUGUCAUCGUGAGUGGUGCCAGUCGCAAGGAGGAGCGUUGGGACAUGGAAGACAACGAGCAGGUGCUGACCACAGAGCAUGAGAAGAAAGAGAAGCUGGAGACGGAUGCCAUGUUCCGCCUAGAGCAUGGUGAGGCUGACCGCAGCACACUGAAGAAGGCCCUCCCCACACUCAGCCACAUCCAGGAAGCGCAGAAUGCCUGGAAGGAUGACUUCGCUCUGAAUAGCAUGCUACGGAGGCACUUCCGGGAGAAGAAGAAAGCCAUGCAGGAGGAGGAAGAGAAGGACCAGGCACUGCAGGCAAAAGCCAGCCUAGCCAUCCCUCUUGUGCCAGAGUCUGAGGAUGACCGCAGGCUGGCUGCCCUGCUAAGGUUGCACACCCUGGACUCUUAUGAGGACAAGCAGCGAAUGAAGCGGACAGAGAUCAUCCACCGCUCUUGGUUCCCCUCAGCCCAGGGACCCAGUGCUAGCAGCAGCAAAGCUAGCAGCGUCCUGAAGAAGCUGUGCCAGGGCCGCAGACCACCCCCCAGCAGCACAGGCACGGUGGGGGACCUGGGCAUAGUGAGGAGAAAGUCUCGAGACGUUCCAGAAAGUCCUCAGUGUGCAGCAGACAACUCCUUGUCAGAAGAACAAAGAAGGCCACCAGGAACCACCCAGGGUAGCAAGACACUUGAAGAGGCAGCAGAAGCAUCCAGGACCAGCAAGACAUCAGAAUCCAAGAGAAACUGUAGUGAUCAGGCCUUCCCCCUAGGUUCCUCCCAGGAGGACCUGCUGAACCCCAACACCCCCAAUGCCUCCCUGGUGGCUGACUACUCUGACUCAGAGAGCGAGUAAGGGAGUCAGAAUUCCAGGACCAGAAGCCAUGACGCGUCCAGACCUUAGGGACUGGCACAUUGCUGCCAGCCCAGAUACAGACCUACCUUCCUAUACAGAUUAUUAUUUAUUUGGUUUUGGUGAGAAUGCCUGUGCCUUGAUGUAACCCUGAUACCUGAGCAUUAAAGUGCUGUUCUUUGUCCCUGC